AUGACCGAAGUCAGCCUGAGGCAACUGGCCCACCACAAGGAGUCGCUAGAGCGUUGUCUACCAUUCUGGGACUCUGUGGUAUGCUGGCCAUAUGCUGCAGUUGGGGAGAUGAUCAACACAACCUGUCCUGCUGUCUUCUCUUUUUGGGGGAAUAACACAGGUGCAGUCAGCAGAAACUGCACCAGCAUCGGAUGGUCGCGACCCUUCCCCCCGUACCACACAGCCUGUAGUGUGGGCGACGACGUUCCCAUGCCAGAGGAUUCCUACUUUGCCACUGUCAAGCUGAUCUACACCAUCGGCUACGGCACCUCCCUGGUCUUCCUCUUCAUCGCCGUGGUGAUCCUAUUGCUCUUCAGGAGGCUUCACUGUGCCAGGAACUAUAUUCACAUCCAGCUGUUUGUCACCUUCAUGCUAAAGGCGGUGGCUGUGUUCAUCAAGGACGCCACAUUAUUCGCCAGCGACGACACCAACCACUGCACCCUCUCCACCGCAGCCUGUAAGGCAUCAGUGGCCUUCUGUCACUACUGUGUCAUGACUAACUUCUUCUGGCUCCUGGUUGAGGCCCUCUACCUCAACUCACUGCUCCUCUCCUCCUUCCACCACUACCGUCGCUGCCUCUGGGGCUUUGGCCUGCUGGGCUGGGGUGUACCCAUCAUCUUCACAGUCAUAUGGAUUGGGUCCAGGGUGUAUUUUGAGGAUACUGAAUGCUGGGACAUCAAUGAGGACUCCCCCUAUUGGUGGAUCGUAAAAGGGCCAAUUGUUGUUUCUAUCGGGGUCAAUUUCAUCCUCUUUCUGAACAUCAUCAAAAUCCUGAUACAGAAACUGAACCCUCGUCUGAUCCAGUUCAAUAACUCCGACCACUACAGACGGCUGACUAAGUCAACCCUGCUCCUCAUCCCCCUCUUCGGGACCCCCUACAUGGUGUUUAACUUCCUACCUGACUACUUCAAUGUUAGCGUGCGCCUCUGGUUCGAGCUCUGCAUGGGGUCCUUUCAGGGGCUGAUAGUAGCGAUCCUCUACUGCUUUCUCAAUCAAGAGGUCCAAAAGGAAAUCCAUAUGAGGUGGCUGAGGUGGCAGGAUAACAGCAACGGAGUGGUUCUGCCCGGUGCCAAGGGAAGUCAAAUGGACACACAUUUCUAGGGCCACAUUCUUCAUCCACCUCCUCCUCCUCCUCCUUUCUCCAACCUCUAUAUGUGUGUCUUUCGGCGGGGUUGGAAUAAACCAGAAGUUUCCAUUGGACAACGGUCAUAUUCUUCUUCUAAUUCCUGUGGCCUCCACACAUUGCUUAUAUAUUUUUAGAAGGAGAGGGUGCUGUACAUUGUGUCCCUAAAGCAUACAAUGUCCUCUCUUCCCAUCAUCACAAUCUCAUUGCUAAAAGGACCACCACUGGGUUCAUCCAUUGUGUCCAGCUCAAGAUGAACUUUUGCAGCACUGUGAAAUGCCCUUCCUCCUCCUCCUCCUCUUUCUCCUCUUCAGUAUCAUCUAUGGUUAAGUUACGGAGAAGCCUGUCUCUGAGGUACUAUACCAUCAAGGAUUGUAUCCCAAUUCGUAUUGGGACAGCAAAUAAAGUGUUGAUGUUUGUUUUUUUAACAAAACAAAGUUCAAAAAUCAUUUAGACUGGAAAAUAGAGGGUUUUAUGUAUCAAACGUGUCCCUGUUGUUCAUGCUUUAUGGGAAUAUUGUCUUGUAGCUUUCUCUCCGUGUUUCAGUGCCUCUGUGUGUGUUUAGCUCUCUCUCUUUCUCUGUGUUUUGCUCUCUCUCUUUCUCUGUGUGUGUUUAGCUCUC
Messenger RNA from Oncorhynchus kisutch (coho salmon), 1784 nucleotides. Its product is annotated as growth hormone-releasing hormone receptor-like. Bases 1 to 1140 code for a protein of 379 amino acids. The record is from RefSeq and is a predicted model, not a curated record. The transcript is spliced from 12 exons. Gene Ontology annotation, cellular component: plasma membrane. NCBI's taxonomy places the organism in Eukaryota, Metazoa, Chordata, Actinopteri, Salmoniformes, Salmonidae. Gene Ontology annotation, molecular function: vasoactive intestinal polypeptide receptor activity; growth factor binding; G protein-coupled peptide receptor activity. Gene Ontology annotation, biological process: positive regulation of cell population proliferation; cell surface receptor signaling pathway; adenylate cyclase-activating G protein-coupled receptor signaling pathway.